AAAUAUUGUCCGAAAUAGAUAUUUAUCAAAUAAAAGAAAGAACAUCCAGACUGGCUCCGCUCUUUUGUGGAAUGUUUAGCAAGGUUGGUGGCGCUGUUUGUUUUGACGUCAAAAUGGCAGCGCCCAUGAGUGAGCCGUGGAGAACGAUUCCACUUGCACAAUUUUCACAUGCUAAAUUAAAAGUCACAGAAGAUGGUUCUCCAAGUAAACCACCAACAUUUACUCGAUAUAGAAGUUCAGAAACUAAAGAUCCACGCAAGAGAAAUAAACAGUGUUUGGUAGCAACAGCAGAGGGGGAGAUGGAAUAUAUAGGUCAGAACUUCGGUCCAACAGCCUCACGAUCUGAUUCAAUGUGCAAAUAUAUGGUUGGUGUAGUUGAUAAAACGACUAACAAAAUCAAAGUUUAUGAUGGUCAGCUUUUCCAUCUGCAACCUUGGAUAUUUCUAAAGGAGUCCUUAAAUGAAGGUGAUGAGGAUGUGACAGAUAAGAAGGAUUUAUCUUUUGCAGAAAAGUCUGAUAUGUUAACAGAGGCGUUUGGUAGCGCAAGGAAACAACGAGCCAUGGAGUCGAGGAUUCGUAACAAAGUUGCAACUGAUGCCCUAGAACAUUCACUAAGGAAAGCUAUGGAAGAAGCAGGGAGUCAGCCUAACACGCCCACUAAAUUACCCGCCCAAGAAACUUCAGAUAUAAUACCAGCUUGCAACAGGAACGCCACCAGGCCAGAAGAAGCUUAUCACAUGGAAGAUAUCAUCAGUCCAUCAAUCAUGUUAUCUUUAAAAGGUGCUUGUGAAUUCCUAACAACAGCAACACAAAAUCAAAUAGCUGAAUGGAAAACAAAUGAAACCUACUCACCAUAUGUUUUGUCGCAAUUACAAGUGUUGACAGGUACGACAGAAAAGAGAAAAGAAAGAGCAUCUCAACUUUUGUACAUGAUGUAUCUUAUCCAUAUGCAUUGCCUCAAACCAUUUGCUUGUAGAAAAGGAAUCCCUUUCAUGAAAGGAACACCUGAUGCUGUUAAAAAGCAUCUUUUGAACGAGUUUACCGUUGAAGCAAUGUCCCCAGACGGUAAAAAAACACUGAGGAAUUUAUCUUCUAAGAUGCGUGAUAAGCUUGCCCUACACAUGAUCUUGAUUGCGCUUUAUAUUGACAAUUUCCGUGUAAAUCUUUCCCUGCUGCAAAAAGAACUCCAUCUUGGAUCCACAAAGUAAGUUCUAC
Molecule: messenger RNA, 1215 nt
Organism: Anneissia japonica
Lineage: Eukaryota; Metazoa; Echinodermata; Crinoidea; Comatulida; Comatulidae
Product: DNA-directed RNA polymerase I subunit RPA49-like
Exons: 10
Coding region: 72-1208 (378 amino acids)
Biological process (GO): nucleolar large rRNA transcription by RNA polymerase I; transcription elongation by RNA polymerase I; RNA polymerase I preinitiation complex assembly
Cellular component (GO): RNA polymerase I complex
Molecular function (GO): DNA binding
Source: RefSeq, a predicted model, not a curated record